AGCUCCUGUCGGUCAGACCACUUUCCCCUGUCUCUCUCUUUCCUCCUCCUCCUCCUCUCCCAUUGUCCAGAGCCAGAGGCAGAGCCAGAACCAGAACCAGAGCCCAGCAUUCUGAGCAUCGGCCCCUUGGAUCGGAUCCCACUGAAGGAACAAGGAGACGGAAGAGAGAGAGAGAGAGAGAGAGGAUGUCGUCGUCGGACGAGGAGGGAGGAGGGGAGGAGUACCUUUUCAAGAUUGUCAUCAUCGGCGACUCCGCCGUCGGCAAGUCCAACCUCCUCUCCCGCUACGCCCGCAACGAGUUCAACCCCCACUCCAAGGCCACCAUCGGCGUCGAGUUCCAGACCCAGAGCAUGGACAUCGACGGCAAGGAGGUCAAGGCCCAGAUUUGGGACACCGCCGGCCAGGAGCGCUUCCGAGCCGUCACCUCCGCCUACUACCGCGGUGCCGUCGGCGCCCUCGUCGUCUACGACAUCACCCGCCGCUCCACCUUCGACAGCGUCUCCCGCUGGCUCGACGAGCUCAAUACUCACUCCGAUACAACAGUUGCUAGGAUGCUUGUUGGGAACAAAUGUGACCUGGAGAGUAUUAGGGAUGUGACAGUCGAGGAGGGGAAGAGUUUGGCAGAAUCAGAAGGGUUGUUCUUUAUGGAGACUUCUGCUUUGGAUGCCACAAAUGUCAAGACAGCAUUCGAGAUCGUUAUAAAAGAGAUAUAUAACAACGUGAGCAGGAAGGUUCUAAAUUCGGAUGCAUAUAAGGCAGAGCUAUCCGUUAACAGGGUAACCUUGGUUGGUAAUGGGACCGACGGAUCGAAGCGGAGUCAGAGCUUUUCUUGCUGUUCGAGGUGAUUCUGUAGGUGCGAGAUUCUUCCGAGUUCGAUGAUGGAAACUUCAUUGUCGAUUCUACUGGUCGAGCUGUCUGUCUGGUUUUUUGCUUGUUUUUCCUUCUCAUCAGGGGGGUUUUUUAAGGUGCUGUUACGGGAAAUUUUAUUCAAGAAUAUUUAAUAUAUCGAGUUGAUUUAGUUCAAGAUAUAUGUAGUAGCAAAGAAUAAGGUGGACCUGAGUUUUGUUUGUGUGGUUGGGAAUUAUGUCUGCAUAUUUUUGCCGAGAGGUAUGCAUAUUUUGUUCAUGACAGAGGCAAGAUAAAUGUAAGUUAUUUUCUUA
Molecule: messenger RNA, 1160 nt
Organism: Rhodamnia argentea
Lineage: Eukaryota; Viridiplantae; Streptophyta; Magnoliopsida; Myrtales; Myrtaceae
Product: ras-related protein RABA5c
Exons: 2
Coding region: 186-845 (219 amino acids)
Cellular component (GO): endosome
Molecular function (GO): GTPase activity; GTP binding
Source: RefSeq, a predicted model, not a curated record